CUUCUGUCUUGUGGAUGUAGUUCCUUUUUGUUUGACGGCACGCUGUUCCUUUAUUUCUGGGAAAGAUAAACUUAGAAUAUUGUACCACGACUCCUCCAUAAAUCUUUUAGGGAUUUAACCGCUCAACUGCAAUGGCAACUGAAGAGGUUGGUUCUUGUGUUGAGUAGAUUUAAUACGAAAUCUGUAAAUCAGCUGAUUUUGGUUUUUAAUAGACUACCAAGUGAAAGUUAGAUACAAAGAGAGUUAAAGCUAAUGAAGUACUAUCCAGGAGUUUAAUACGCUAACAGUGUUUUUGCUAGAAACAGUACAGAACCCUUUUUCCAUGACUGUAUUUAUUGUAACGAUUUUAUUUAUAAGGUGUAAGAGAUUCCUACUAACUAUAUAUUAUGCCUAAACUAGUAAAUUUAGUGAUCCAGAGAACUGCAAGAGGUUUAAAUAGCAAUCACACACAGUUUAAUUAACCGGAACUUGCCCUAGGAAGAUCCACACUUCUGGCUAGGAGCAGUGUAGGUGGGUCUGGCAGGGGGAGGGUGGGGGUUGGAGCCAUGCGCUGCAGGGAGAAUGGUUGAUUUCCUCUGUUACACCUGCUAUCCAUUACUUUAGGAAGAUAAAUGAGCCUGUGCUUAUUGCAUACCCAACCGUGUACGACCCCACCAUGGUUUCACUAUGUCUUGAAGUGGUGGUAGUCUGUUGUUAAUAUAAUUUUGUGGCUGAUACAUAUUGUUUUGAGAAACCUCUCCCCUCCACUUCUGGUAUAAAUAAACCAAUAAUUAUUGACUUAUUAUUGGCCUUUUACUCCCUGAAGUGUACUCAACUCAGUCCUAUUACCUUUAUUAUUCUUCAAUCUGAAUGCCCACAGUUGAAAUGCUUACAGCAAUUAGUUCUUUAUGGCUGUAGAAUUUGCUUUUGAUCCAAGUGGUCCUCAACCUCAUUUGUUUAAGAAGUAUAAUGUAACUUACAGUAAUUUAUCAGGGUACAAAGAAAAUAAUUUUUACUGCUUGCCUUUCGGGCAAGCUGAAGCUAGCAUUUACUAGCCCAUUCAUCUUUUCAACUAGCCCCCAGAAGCUUUUUGAUGAGCAGAAUUGAUUUCACAGUUCUUCUAUUAUUCGAAUUCUUCAAAAAACAUAACUUGCCCGUCGGGAAAGUUAAAAACAGGAUUCACUAGCCCGGUAGCAAAACCCACUAGCCCCGGGCUAUUGGAGACUACUUUCUUUGCACGCUGUUUAUUACAUGACUGGCUCCACAAGCAGACAAGUUGAAGCAAGUUUAGUAUUCCGAUUGGCUACGCAAGCAGAAAAAUAGGCAUAUCUUGCCUGUGUUUCCACAAAAAAGAAGUUGGCCAAGAUCCUUUGAUUAUUAUCAUAAACAAAUGAAUAUGUUUAAUACAAUAUUUUAAUUUGAUACAGGGAAACAAGCUUUGGGGUGGACGAUUUUCUGGUAAAGUCGAUCCAGAGAUGGAAAAGUUUAAUGCAUCCAUUGGUUUUGAUAAAAGAAUGUGGAAGGAAGACAUAACGGUAUCUGUUGUAGAUAUUGUUAAAAGCUUUAUCCUGAGUCUUGAAUGGUCAAUGAUCACAAAAAUUUUGUCAAUAGCAAAUUGCUUAAAAUUAUGAUUGGUUCUUAACAGCCAAUAAUUAUUGUUUUAUAUUUGAUAUUUUAAUUUUAACUUCAAAACUGUCCAACUUGACCUGUCUGAUUACUAGGAGCUUGUUAUCACAGAGGUCAAAUUGGACAGUUAAAAGCCUUAGAAAAAAAGGAGGGAGAAGUGUUAUUAGUAUAUACUAAAACAGCGGAUAGUGUUUUUCAUGCGCCCUUGAAAAUUGAAAAAUUGUGGGGUAUCCUUGAAAAGUCCUUUUAAUUUUCCAAGGAAGUCCUUGAAUGUUUUUUAAAGUUCUUUGAAUAAAAAUAACCUUGGUUAAAAAAGAGUGCCUUGCACAAAGGAAACAUUGAAAGCACAGCAGGAUGCAAAUUUUCUUGGUGAUCAUGAAAGUGUGUUUUCUUAUGAUUUCAAUGUUCCUGGCAUAGUUCAUUUUCCGUUUUUUAAAGUACCCUAGGAACCGUGCCUUCCUGGGGGAGAGUAUUGCAAUAAGCAAACCUAUGAAUUUGAAAGGUCUUUACUUCACAGGGAAAAGAAGUCCUUGAAAAGUCCUUGAUCUUUUCCCCCAAAAUUUUGUAUGAACCAUGACUCUGUUAAAAGGCCCUGUUCAGUAUUGUAAGUUGUAUUUGAUUAAUCUGUGACAUAUAAUUGUACAAAGUGUAUUUAUUCAAAAUAAUUAGUGAAUGUUUCUUGUAAAAGGGAAGUGAGGCAUAUGUCAAGGCAAUACAAAAGGUUGGUUUAGUCACCAGUGAAGAAAUGACAGAAAUCUUGCGUGGAUUACAACAGGUCAGUUUGUACAUUGUAUUCUUUUUCAACUCCAUCUGCAUUUAAGGUGUACAUUACACAUGUAAUUCUCUAACAAAAUAAUACACUGCACAGUCUGGUUGGACAAAUUAUAUGUAUGGUUGUUGCAACAAUAAUGAGGCAAUCUUGGAGGGUACAGGAUCUGGUGGGAUGACUCAGGCCUUUCACCUUAAUUAAGGAGCUAUACACUGGCUGUUAAUUUGACUGUUUUUGCAGAAAAUAUUCUGUUUAUUUCAUGCUAAUCUCAUGAACAUUUUUGGGUAUUAGAGUUGUCUCAGCGGGACGGGGUAGGGGGGGGGGUGGUAUGGCCUAUAAUGGCCUAUACUGGGAGGCUCCACCUGAAAAGGGUACCUUUUUUUUUUUUUAGGCUUCAGGUAAAUGAAAAGGUCUACUAGGGAUUUUACCAGUUGAAGUGUAUGUGAGGGGUGGGAAUUAAGACUGCUUUUACAGCAGUUGAAAGGGAUGAAACAUCCUAAUCUAGGUACGUGAAAGGGGUACCAUUUGGCAAAAAAACCUCUUUUGUUAUUCGUAGGUUAAAGAAGAGUGGGCAAGUGGUAAUUUUGUUCUUCAACCAUCAGAUGAAGAUAUUCAUACAGCAAAUGAGAGGAGAUUAAAGGUACUCUUAGUCCAUUAAUUAAAUCCACUAGAAGGUUGUUGGUUCCAUUAUUAUGGAGACUUUGUAAUGAUGAAGUUUCUGUUUUUGAGUUUGGCUGAUUUCUUUCAUGUGACAAUUUAAAUGAUUUGACUUAUUUGAUAGCAAAACAUUUGUACUUUCACAUGGUUUUGUAUGUUUUUUUUUUCUUACUGUUGUACUUUGUCAAACUGAAAUUUUAGAUUUAUUUGAAGGUAACUUAUAAAUGGCCUGCCCUUCCCAAAAAACCUCCUUUACAUUGUACUGUAUAUAGCACCUGUGUUAUAAAGUAAACGAAAAUCUUUUUAAGGCUUUUCCUUCUGGCAAGCUCAGUUGGAUUAGUGCUGGUCUGUUGAGUGGGAAGUUGCGGAUUCAAACGCCAACUGAACCGCUACCCAGGGCCUUUAAAUAACACUAGCAGUGAUUUAGGAUCUUGUCUCAUAGAUGGUUACAUCAUUGGGUGGUGAUGUUAAGCCAUUGGCCUUGUCUCCUUCAUCCUUCUUUCAUUAGUCAAUUGGAAAGGUACUGAAAAGAACCAACUUUGCUGUUUGAAAAGAGUAGGGGACAUUUUCCCAAUGGUGUGGUGUACCUCAUUACACAUGUCAUUCAUAUCAUGGGCUGGCUUGGUUGCUUUUGGGGUCAUAAAUGGACUGAUAGCAGCUGCCAGUUGCCUUUUUGUAUGUUGACGACUGAACUUACUGUUAACAUGUUGAUGUAUAAUGUACAUGUACGAGGGCACAUGAGUUGUCCUCUAAUCUAUGAAAUUCAAAUGAUAAGCCUUUUGCUUUUGAUAAGAUGCUAUUAAUUCAAGCUUUCUUUGACGAGUCUAGUACAUCUGUGGUUCAAAAAUUCAUGAUUUAAAUUUUUGUGCACAGGAAAUUGUAGGAAAUGUUGGUGGUAAACUUCAUACUGGAAGGAGUAGAAAUGAUCAGGUAUUUAGCUAGCUGAAUUUGCAAACCAUUUAGAAUAUUAGGACUGUUUGCUUCACGUGUGUGUCUCUUGAGUGGUGAGAUGUGUGACUGUUGUGAUUCGCUAAAGUUAAAUUGCGUUGCCGACCUAGUCUUCCACAGAUAUCUACCCUGUAUACAAAUCAUAAGAGAUGACUGUGGGAAGAGUCAGAGGCAAACAUGCAAAUGAAUCAAUUAGAUCACGAGGUAACAACGUGUUUCCCUUGCCAAGCGUGUGCCCUUGAGAGAGCUUGCUUGCAGGCAAAGCACGGGUAACCUCGCCAAGCAUGGGAAAUUUACCUUAAUCAAGUCAAGUGUAGGAAAACGUGCCUUGGCCAAGCGUAGGGAAACUUAUCUUAACCACUCCCGUGUCAAAAACACAGUGCCAAGCCCAGAAAAAUGUGCCAUAACCACAAAUGCCACAUAUUAAAAUGGCCCAAAUUUUUUUCGAGAAAUUCUCAAAAUAUUAUUUUUAAAUAUCUCAUAAAGUUUUCCAAGCUUAAUGAAAACCCCCCAAAAUUUGAAGUUAUCUCCACAUUUUCCAAUUUUCCUCGAAACUUUUAAAUAUCCCAAAGAUAUCCUGAUAUUUGUUGUGGUCAGGCCUGGUAUAAAAAUCUCCAGUGCUAGCAAUCUGAAAUCUUAAUUUUUGCACGUAAUCUUUUAUUUAUUUUUUUGUUUACUUUUCCCAGGCGCAAGUAGAUGCAAGGUAAGUUGAGCUUUUGUGACGCAUAUUUGCUCGAUCAUGUUGAGCAUUAAUGGACUUCCGUCUAAAAAAAGACACCAAGCAUUGAUCUAGUUGAAAGAAGAAAAAUAUAUUUACCUGUCGUAAAGGGAAGUGUGUCUUGUUAAUUGUCCAGUCAAGUAGAUGCGCCGGCGCAGUGCGAAGCACUAAUAAAUUGUACGGGUGUAAGUUCGUUUUGAGGGGGGAGGGUAGAGGGCUUGCUUAGGUUUGAAAAAGCAAAAGAGCAAAUAAAUAACAAUAUUGUAAAGAAUCUACGUUUCAAAAUGCUUAGUUUGAUCUUAUGUAAGCAUUAGACGACUUAUGGACAAGUAACGACAUCCUACCCCAGCUUUGUCUACAUGCGUACAAUUUUAAGCGGUUUCACCAACUUUAAAUUGAGCGUUUUGGUGGCGCUUUUCACACUAAACAACUACGCGAUACGGUCAGCAAAUUACGCAUGCGCACAGCCAUACCAUCCCCACAGUAGGACCCAUGGACAAGUGCCGUUUUUCCGUGUUAGGGUUCAGAAACUUGGGGUAUCCUCAGAAAAAAAGGGUUUCAGUUACGAUUACUGUCACGAAGCGAGUGCAAAGUCGCCCCUUAACCAGUUUGAACUUUUCAGCAUCUUCUCCCCUGCUUCUUCCAGCUUCUCUGACGACUAUUUUUAUUAUCGCAGGUUAUGGCUGAAGAAUGAAAUUACAAUUCUUCAUUCGCUGGUGAUGGAGUUGAUCAAGACCUUUAUCACAAGAGCCAAAGUGUGAGUAUAGCAUUUAAAAGCUAGGGAUUCCACAAUAUACUAGGAAGGCAGCGCGCCGGCGGUUUCCGAUCAGUAGCUGUGUUUGUUACCGGUAGUCACGAGUUAAAAUCCUUAGGCAUACUUGCCGGCGCCGGUUCUCCUCGCCCUUAAAUCGGGAGCUUGAGUAACAAAGAAGGCGUCGACUACGAAAAUGUCACUUAAAGGGUGAAUUCGUGCGGCUGAAAACUUUAUGAUCGCGCUUAUUCCAUCUUUUUAAUCUUUAUUUUUAUUCUUUAAUUGAAAUAAUUGCCUCUAGCAAGCUAAUAUGGCAAUGGACGGUCAGUGCACGGAAGCUCAUGACAUUGACAGCGAGAUAAAUAAACAAAAUGAAAACAAAUAACUAAAUAAAUACAAACGAAAUUACAAGUCAUAUGAAAAAAUAAAUAAAUAAAUAAAAUUAAAAUCGUCAAAGCAUAAAAUUAUUACAAAUACUUGUAUGGAACACAGCAACGGAAUCAGCACGUACGGAAACAGGAGACAAAGCGUUCCAAGCGGGAAGAGGCCAUCACCUUCGAUUCGUCAAAUGUUGGCAGAUUUUUCUGGAGCUGAAUUAUAAAAAGCUAUGUCGAAGUUCAGGAAAAGAAAAAGAAAGUCGUCGUCGUGUGUUCACGUCCUCCAGAAGACGUGAAACUAAGCAUUUUCACGUCGUAGUCGUGCAGUGAACUGAGUGAAGGCAAAGAAAAUCGUGAAGCACGUGCAAAGUUGUUGUUUUGCCAAUCUAAACCUUUUGCUUUUUGCCCUUCUCGUUGACGUCACCGUCGUUGCUUAAGCUCCCUACGAACCGGCGCCUGCUACGCAGGCUACCUCCUCUACGAAGCCGUUUUUGACUCGUCACGCAACGCUUCUCCCCAACAAGUAGCCAGCGUAGCAAGCGUUUCCGUGUGGUUUUGGAGAAAAGAAAGACCGAAGAACGCGGUCUGACUCUCGUUCCUUGUUAAUUGCUCCGAAACCGCAAGGAAACGCUUGCUACGCAGGCUACCCAUCAAGGAGACAACUCGACACCACACGUGAUACGAUAGAAUGCAAGCAAGGGCCCAUGGCUUCUAAUACAAGUUAUGAUUGGACGGCAUCUGAAAGGAUAAUUUGGCGCGAAACAGUUUCAGAAAAUGGAACAGUAGCUAUGAUUGGUUCAAAUAGGGAAAUGAAUGUGGUUCGAAUGUUUAUAGCAGCCGCUUGUUGGGGAGAAGCGUGUGUUGCGUGACGAGACAAAAUGGCAGCGAGGGAGACUAGCUACCUCUUGCCAGUUGGGUUUUUUGACCCUGUUCUGUUACAUUUGUUUCAAAUUAUUUGAUAGCCUGAGAAAACAUCCGACAUUUCGCAACCCUACAACUUUCUUUUUGUGUGUGUUAUUCUUAGAGAGAUAGAUGUCUUAAUGCCGGGAUACACCCAUAUGCAGGUACAGAAAGGAUGUUGUUCUUUUUGUUUUUUCAAAAAUUAUAUAACUUUCUUGCAACUACUUGAUCGCAUUUUUAUGUGUGUUCUUUUCAGCGGGCUCAACCGAUUAGGUGGAGUCAUUGGUUAUUAAGGUAAGUAGCAUAACGCUUAAAUUCUAGUCGUAUUUAUAAUCAAAUUAAAGUUCUCCAGAAGAUCCCGUUGCCUGCGUAGCUGGCGAGAUUGGUAUGCGCGGGGUACUUUUUCUCGCGUCUCCGCCGCGAAAAAACAACUCUAAUCCCCCGCUAAUCCCGCCAGCUACACAGGCUAAGACAGCAUGCAAAGAAAGUAGUGUCCGAUAGCCCGGGACUAGUGGAUUAAUUGCUAUUAGUUUGGCCCCAGUUGUUAGAAAGGUGGAUAGCGUUAUCCGAUGGAUAAAUCUCUGUCCAGUGGAUAACGCAAUCGGUUUCCCAAAUAUACUUAUCCGCUGGAUAGUGAUUUAUCUGGCCCCGGUUGUUCAAACGUUGGAUAGCGCUAUCCAGCGGAUAAAUCACUAUCCAGGUGAUAACGCAAUUGUUUCCUGUAAUACGUAUCCGCUGGAUAGUGAUUUAUCCGGUGGAUAGCGCUAUCCAGCUUUUGAGCAACCGGGGCCUGGUGGAUAGCGCUAUGCAGCUUUUGAACAACCGGGGCCUGGUGGAUAGCGCUAUUCAGCUUUUGAACAACCGGGGCCUGGUGGAUAGCGCUAUGCAGCUUUUGAACAACCGGGGCCUGGUGGAUAGCGCUAUGCAGCUUUUGAACAACCGGGGCCUGGUGGAUAGCGCUAUGCAGCUUUUGAACAACCGGGGCCUGGUGGAUAGCGCUAUGCAGCUUUUGAACAACCGGGGCCUGGUGGAUAGCGCUAUGCAGCUUUUGAACAACCGGGGCCUGGUGGAUAGCGCUAUUCAGCUUUUGAACAACCGGGGCCUGGUGGAUAGCGCUAUCCAGCUUUUGAACAACCGGGGCCUGGUGGAUAGCGCUAUGCAGCUUUUGAACAACCGGGGCCUGGUGGAUAGCGCUAUGCAGCUUUUGAACAACCGGGGCCUGGUGGAUAGCGCUAUUCAGCUUUUGAACAACCGGGGCCUGGUGGAUAGCGCUAUGCAGUUUUUGAACAACCGGGGCCUGGUGGAUAGCGCUAUUCAGCUUUUGAACAACCGGGGCCUGGUGGAUAGCGCUAUGCAGCUUUUGAACAACCUCGGCCUGGUGGAUAGCGCUAUGCAGCUUUUGAACAACCUCGGCCUGGUGGAUAGCGCUAUCCAGCUUUUGAACAACCGGGGCCUGGUGAAUAGCGCUAUCCAGCUUUUGAACAACCUCGGCCUGGUGGAUAGCGCUAUCCAGCUUUUGAACAACCUCGGCCUGGUGGAUAGCGCUAUGCAGCUUUUGAACAACCGGGGCCUGGUGAAUACUGUUCGUAACUUGCGCGACCGGCAAGUGAAGUUUUUUGGGGAAUUCAGAUUACAGAAGAACCGUAAUCACUGCAAUCAAUGGUCUUCAAAAAUGUUAUUGCGGGCUAGUUCAAAUGACUUUUCGGCAGCUUGCCCAAAUGGCAAGCUGCAAAACUGAUUUUCUUUGCACCCUGUAAGGCGUUCUGUAUUGGCCAUUUUUUGAACAACAGUGGCUUAAUCUAGAAUACAAAAGUGAAAGAGGAAUACCAAGGGAAAUGUCACAUGCUGGAAUCAGCUCUAAACCGUUUCACUGUUUCUCUCUCUAGCGAACCUCAUCAGUAUGUUCAAGCUGCAUCUCUGUUCGGCGUCUCGCCCAUUUUUUUUCUUUUUCGCAAUGAUCGGUAAAUCGAUGGAUAAGCUGAGAUAAAUAUACGUGCAUAUACUAAUUUGCAGCCUAGUUAAUACGUGCCAUAUAUCUGUUAUUGAUGUUCCGAAAUUUCUGACGCGUUUUAAUGUAGCUAUACCUGGGCACUAAAGAGAGACGCUGAAAGACUGAGGGAACUAUCAAAAAGAGUCGACGUUAAUCCUUUGGGAAGGUAAGGAGGUUGCCGUGGAGAGUAUGACCUUAACGCUAAGUUUUUUCAAAACGUCUGCUACAUGUAUUAUUAGGGACUUUAAGAUCCAACGACGCGACGGCAACGAGAACGUCGCUUAAAAAGUGAAUUUGCGUUCUUUCAGUCUUUAUGGCAAUUAUUCGCACCCAGUUACUUUGUCAAAUGUAGGCGAACCCUCCUGGAGUUGAAUUCCUAAGGACCAUAUCCAGGUACAGAAAGAGAAACAAAAUUUCGUCGUUGCUUGUUUACGUACUCCAUAAAACUGAAACGUGAAGUUAUAUUAGGCAUUUUCACGUUGUAGUCGUGCAAAAACGGGCAAAGAAAUGUACAAAAAAGCGUGAUGCACGUGCAAAGUUGUUGUUUUGCUUUCAGCUUAUUAAACCUAUUGUUUUUUUGACGUCCUCGUUUCCGUCCGCGUCGUUGGAUCUUAAAGUACCUAUUAUUGGGCUCUAAGCUUCGUCCAUGCAGCGCUUAUCUGUAACAUGAAACUUCCAGCCCCCUCCCUCCGUGCUAGUUCACUGUCCCUCUUCAAUCGCUCAAGUGCACACCUCCGUCUCUCAGCCUGUCCGCACAGAUUAGUGAAUGAACCGAGAGGAACCUGGGGAGAGAAGGGAGGAAAAGGGACCUUCGGGACUCUCGCUACCUUGUAACUGAGCCAGGUUAACUCAGAUUCAGUUCACGCACGUUUUUCAGAAAAUCUCACAGUUAAUGUAAAUUAAAAGUUUUUACUGAAUCAUUUGCCUCCGACUUACUUUCAGUGGUGCCAUUGCGGGAAAUCCUUUUGGUAUUGACCGACAGUUUCUUGCCAAAGGUAGGAUCUAAAGUCUCUGUUGAUCCGGUAACGCUAAUAUCUACAAAUAGCUUAAAUUUUUUUUGCGAGGCUGCGCCCAUGACAUUUCUUACAUCUUGUCUGGCACUUUCUGGAAAGUUAUGUUAAAGAAAAUCGAGGGAAAAGUGUAAUUUUUUCCCCGAGCUCACUUAUGCCUUUACAGUUUUGGGCAAAGACUUUGGUCGGGAUGGGAAGGAGAUAUUCCUUUCGAGUGGAGCCUCUAUGUAUAGGACUUUGUUGUAACGUUCUGUUCACGCAGUUAGUAUUAUGUUAACUUUUAUCUUUGCACAGAGUUAGGUCUCUCAGGUGUUACGGGGAACAGUAUGGACGCCGUCGGGGACAGAGACUACAUCGUCGAGUUCCUCUUUUGGGCUUCUUUAUUAUCCACACAUCUCAGGUUUGCUUUAAUCCUUUCAAUCCCGUCAUUAAAACGCACAAAUUUAUUGCUUGUUUCUGCGCCUCUGGUAAUUCGCCUUUUGUCAGUAUAGAGUAUCUGUUUUGCGGUACUUUUCAAUUGUCACAUUCACAUUCUGCUUAUUUUCAGCGAAGUUCAGCCACUGGAAACUUAACGAAUUUCAUUUCUGAUCAUUUCAACUGGCUAGAACGUAAUGCUUUUAAAGUUGGCCCACAAUGACUUGAACUUUGGUUUGCCUGUGGCUGAAAGAUAAUGAUUAUUUAUUUAUAAUUAUUUAUUAACGUAUUCACGUGACACCUAAGGGCGUAACCAUGCUACCUUUUUACAAUACGUACGUCCUUUCUCCUUGAAAGUGAUGAAAGAACUGUGGUGCUUUUACAUGAAAACAGCAAUUGUCUUCUAAGAUCUAGUUCUUCUUUUCUAAAAGUUUGUUACCCUCUUUUUUUUUAGUCGCUGGGCGGAAGAUAUGAUUCUUUACUCUACAAAGGAGUUUGGUUUUAUUUCUUUAUCAGACGCUUAUAGGUGAGAAAUGGUCGCUUUACCAGGUAGAAAUUUCUUGACGAUAAACUGCAUCAUCUCUGUUAAUAUUUAACCUUCACUUGUUGCUGUCAAACUGCAAAGAGCCACAUUUUGCUUUUCAUUUCUCCGUUCGAUCCAACCAAUCGUUUGAGUAUUUUAAAAACCGUUUUAGACAGAAAGACAUUUUCGCUUAUUUCAAUUUCCUCGGGCUACAAACUGUACUUUUCGAAUGAAAUACCCAUCCGGAAGACUAAAGUUGUCUACAAAGUAUGGAGCUUACUUUUUGCAUGGGCGUUAGCCCUGCGUCAGAGAAAAUCUAGGUCUGGGGCCAGCUGCACGAGUCCAAAUCAGAAGUAAUUCAGAACUUUUUACAUGUGGCUUUGAAAUAAACAGUUUGACGGGAAUGAACGUCGGGCGUUAACUGUUUGAAUACUGGCGAAAGCCUAGAGCUCAAACAUGGAUUCUACAACAGUCAAGGUUUCAAUAGACCUUUUCAAGGUAUUUUUCAAGUUUUGAUCGAGGUUAGUAUACGAAUAUACAUCCACAUUGCUGAAAAGAAUACUUUAAACGCUUUAAAGUAAACUGUCCAAGUUUCGAGGUGAUUGUGGGCAAGAACACAACGUUUGUAACUUCGCGACUUUUUGUAGCCAUAUCUUUCGUAGCUUAAUCAUGUUUACAUUACUGAUUUUAAGGCGUUGUUUCGCUUUAAAAAAAAAUAAAAAUGUGCUUUAUUUGUGUGUCUAUGUAUUUAGCACGAAAGUCCUAAUUGGAACCGCCAGAGGCUCCACUCUUUGCCCUUUAACCCUCUGACUUCGGUCAAAAUCAGUUUUUUUUUCUUUUUUCUUUUUACGUUGAUAUCUUAGCACAGGAAGCAGUCUCAUGCCACAAAAGAAAAACGCUGACAGUUUGGAGCUCAUUCGAGGCAAAUCUGGAAGGAUAUUUGGUCGAGUAAGUGAAAGAAAAACAAACAAACGUAACCGCGGUUGCGGCUUGCCACUUGAAAACUUCUGAAUCUGAAUUCGAGAAGAUUUUUCGUCAUUUUCUCACCCGGCAACAAGCGUCUUAUAAUAUUAUCUCCAUCUUUUUUUGCUUUCAGUGUGCGGGUAUGCAGAUGACGUUAAAGGUAAAACUAUUCUUAUAUACUGUAUUUUUCCUUCCUGAUUAAAUAGUUUCUUUUGUAUAAGAGGUGCGAAUAAGUCUCUGUGUUCCAUACGUGAAAACCAUAAAGGUGAUGUUACACGGGGCGAUUCGCAACGAGGAUUUUUAGCGCAACACAGGGUUGUAAUGCUGGAACAAUGUUGUAACAAUUCGAAACAAUGUCGCAACAAUGUUGCAACGCUGUGUUGGGAUAAAAAUCGUCGUUGCGAAUCGUCUCUCCUCACAUCAUCUUAAGGCCGAGAUUACAGUAAAUUUUAACAGUAGUAUAUAAAGUUUUUUGUGCCUGGUAAUUAGUGUCUUUACGCCUUGUGGAUUUUUAAUCAUAAAAAUCGCUGAUCUGUUAAUCAUACAUCCUGUUAGCCUGCGUGCAGACGAUAACUAAACUCUGAUUAGUACCGUCUGCGAAGCAGCGCAGAGAUCCUUGUUCUGGACCGCCAACGGACUCAACGAAUUACCGGAAGUGCGUUUCGAAUUCCCCUUCAACCUGAUUGGCGAUCACGACAAACAAAACAAAGGCCUUUUUUAACUGGCCAAUCGUGGCGCGUACUCAAAUCUGGGAACACAGCUGGAAGUCCAGAACAAGGAUUUCGGCGCUGUUUCGCAGACGGAGUUAACCAGAGUUUAAUUUCGUCUGCGCGCAGGCUAACAUCCUGUGUAUGAGGUAAAAGUAAUAUAACUUUGACUUAAAAGUCUCACUCUCUUCACUCGUUUUUGCUCCAAUUGUAUUACUUGCCCCAAUCCAUCGUACUCACCUUAAUUUCAUUCCCAACGAACAGGUGCUCUAGCUCUAUGUUGACUUCUGUAUUUGAAAGUGUUGUCAAGGAGGAGCUUUUCUAAAUAACAAAUUGAUAUACUUUUUAAUUUUUUAAAGGGUAUACCCAGUACAUACAACAAAGACCUGCAGGUUAGGUUAAUAUUUCUUUUUGCUGUUUUUUCACUCCGUUUGGGACAAUGUUUUUCGGCGGCUCAUUUCAGCCGAAGCGGGGAUACUGAUAGUAACCAUAGAAGUAACUAAAUAAGGGCGUAGUCAGUGGACCGGUUAUGAAAGGCGGCAAACAUCAAAGAUAAAAACGACAACACCAACAGUGCUUCAGUUUAUGUUGGAAGCUCAUUGACAGUGCACAAUCCUUUCUUUUUGUUCACAAAUCGUGACUGAGUAAAUUAUUGCGUCGUUCUUAUUGGUCAGGCCCCAGUUGUUCAAACGUUGGAUAGCUCUAUCCACCGGAUAAAUCACUAUCCAGCGGAUAAGUAUUAGGGAAACCAAUUACGCUAUCCGCUGGAUAGUGAUUUAUCCGGUGGAUAGCGCUAUCCAACGUUUGAACAACUGGGGUCAGGAGGAUAAAAAAGUAUUGGAAUGCUAUUGAUCUUUGUGGACCUUCAGGUUCGCAAAAACAUAUAACAAAGGAGUCUGACGGGUCUCAUAACCAUUCCACCCUAUUGACCGUGACAAGGGUGAUAUCUUUUAAAUGAAGGGGACUAGUUCGGAUUUCGUGGAGGCUUUUUCAGUUUAGGAAAGGAAUAGUCAAGAAAUGUUGGCCAUCUCUUUGUUCAUAAAAUCAGAGUCAGUACUAUAGCUCUUUACACAAAAGCUCAAAACCUGAACAAUUUAAAUAUUCUGUAAAAAAAAUGUCUGACUUGCCAUGUUUCGUAUUUGUCACCAUUUUGAAAAACGCGGCCUUAUUUGCAAACCGCGGGCAGUCUGCCUGAGACACGGGGGAGGGGCGGGACGGGGUGCGGUACAUGGUUGAAGGCACAAGUUUUCUAAUGUUGUCCAUCAAAGAACAAGGCUUAAACAGUGUAAGAUCAAGAGGACUUUGUAAUUCCCAUAAAUUGCUAAGAAUUUUAAUUAAGUUGCCCCCAAAAUCAAAAGUUGCUCCAAAUGGCAAAGGUUUCCAGAAAGUUGCUCCAAAUAGCAAAAGUUGCCGAGCAACUUGUGGCUUAGGCUACACUUGACUUAUGAUGUCAAAGGCGCAUGACAGGACGUACAUAGCCGAGUUGGAGCUCAUAGCUGCUGUUUCUGUUAAUAUUGUCCAUGUUAGAAAAACCUUAGAGACACUACAGAAACCAUCAAGUAACAGAGGUUGUAGGGGGUGUUAGAGAUAUAUUGAAGUGGGUCAGAAACAACGUUUUUUUGAGGUUGAGGCGGGUUGUUAGUUACUUCUCAACGUUUCGCGUUGACUUAAUGACUUAAAUUAUGUCACUAAACUUCAUUUCUCGGUAUCGGAGUAUGAAAGGUCUCAGGUAGCAAAAUGAACGUAGACUUGAGUAUUUUUACCAUUUAUAGGAAGAUAAAGAACCUCUUUUUGAUGUUUGUGACACGCUGCGAGGCUUACUAAAGGUGGCUACAGGAACAUUAAGUACUUUAAAGGUUAGUUUGAGCUUUCUCGUUUACCGUAUCAAUCGUUGACGCCCUGAUAAGUGAUGAGCAUUCAGCUUUUUUUUUUUCGCAAAAGCGAUACUUAAACAGUUAGGGAGUUCUUAGGAAUUGGGCGUAGAACUAAUCAAGAUUGAUUAAAGAUGGAUUAAUUAUCUUGUUGUUAACAGUUUAACCCCACCAUUGCCUUAAUAAGUUUAUAGAGACCACUAAGAAGAAUAGGUCAUUUCCAAGUAAACCCAAGCUUCUGUUUUAAAGCGAGAAUAAGAGUGAAGCGUGCGAAGCCGUUGAUAUGAAAAUGAUUUUUUAUUCUCAAGCCUCGUUUUGAAACUGAGGAUCGAACUCGUAAUUGGCCUCUUAGUAGUCUAGUCUGUAAUUUGGGGAUUAAAGUGUAAAGGAUUCUGUCAUUUCCUGAUAUUUUAAAAGCAAUUUUGUUUCUUUUAUUUGGAGCCUGUCUCAUAAAAAUGAACUUAUCUUUCUAAUUUACCCUUUUUUGUGAGGGAGGGAGGUUAGGGUUAGGGUCCCAGUAAGUCAUCCUGGUGAGCUAAAUCAUGCCAUACUGCUCUUACAUACGAUUCAUCACUAAUUAUUUGUCCUUUUGAUCAGAUUCAUAAGGAAAACAUGUUAGCUGCUCUGAGUCCGGACAUGUUAGCUACCGACCUCGCCUACUAUCUUGCUCGAAAAGGGGUACGUAUAUAUUUUAGAGGGAUACUCCGGUUUACCCCAACCUUCGAGUGGCAAAAUUGAAUUGUCUCUCUAAGGACAGAGUUUCUGUUUUAUUAAUUGUUGUGAAACCAAUAGAUAAGAGAAUUGAUGAGGUGACAAAAAAUUAAAUUUAUGAAUUUACGAGCCAGGUUUGUAUAUCCAGAAAAAAAAAACAAGAUUAAGGAUGUCCACUUGCUAAAAAUGUAUCUGUUGGUGCAAAAUUGUUGGGAGAUAUAAGCAAUGUUAUGCUCUGCAUCCGUUGAUACAACAAAAUGGACUGGUUUGUUAGCUAGGACGUGCGCUUUUAUUUUCUAUAUUUUGAUUGAAUAUUUGAUUACGGGCCCAAAAAGUUACCAGGGCUUUCGAGAAACGGUCCCCUCGAUCGUAAACGUCACAAUCCAAGCCAAUUUCAGAAGGAUUUGCAUGGAGUCAUCAGAACAUAACGGUGCUUCUAUCUCCUCACUCAUUUUUCCCCAGGCUGAUUUUUGGCAAAGGGGUCUUAUUUCACCUUGUUCUUUUUGAAUAUGCCAACCAAUCCCAUAAUGCAACUGGCGGCAAGCGCUGGAAAAUAAGUUGCACUGCGCCAGCAAAACGCAGCUGUCUACUGAUUGCUUGUGACAAUACAAAAACACUAGCGUAGAAAAUUGAAAACCCAGUUACUAUAAUGUUCUUACAGUUCUGUUAACUGUAAUGUAGUACAUCCCUUUAAGACGUUUGCAGUAUUCUUGCAGGUUCCCUUUCGCGAAGCUCAUAGUCUUUCAGGAGCUGCGGUUCAUGCUGCUGAAAAGAAGAGCUGUCCUUUGAACGAACUAACUUUGGAGGACUUGAAGGAAGUCAGGUGUGUUUUGCGUAUGAAGUAAAUUCACGUGACUGAGAAUGCACACAUCAUUGAAAGAAUUCUGAAAAGAAAAAGGAUCCUGUUUGUUAACUAGCCUACGAGUAAGCUCUCCAAUUAUGGCAGGCGAAGCGAGCCGCGACAGCACCCGCACGCGAGGGGUUCUCGCGUGAUUUCUCGCGACUUCCUCAAAUGGAGAGCUUACUUGCAGGCAAAUUUGAAUAACCCAUUUAUUUGAACAUAGCAUUGCAUUAUCCUUCCAUAGAUUUUAUAGUUUAAUUACUGCCUCUUAUGUUACAUGGUCCGGCUGAAAUAAAAAAGUUUUGAAUGGAUAAUCGAAAUACAUAUCCAUAAAAUUAGAAAACCAACAGCUUAACUUCAGACACGUUUCAUGGACCUGUAAUGUAUGUAGUUGUGCCAAACUCGCCUCAUCAAAGCCUUUGCAAUUACCCUGGAGUCCAAAACUGAUUUAAACUUACCUAAUAUUAAAAGCAUUUAGCCUGACCUAAACUUUGCAUAGGGCUUGACAACUGAGCAAAAAAAUCAAGCAGGAGCUAACUCAAAUCGCAGCUGCUUGAUUUUGUGCCUUACGACUUUUCAGUCAAGCGUUUUGUAAGGGUAAAGAGGACGCGCGCAUUUACGCUCGUUCACGCAAUCAUAUUUUGCCCGAUUUCUUGAAUCUUGCGAGGUAUUUUCAAUCAAGUACUAGCCUGCGUGGUUGGAAAAAUAAGAGCGGGUUAGUUAGUGCUUUUUGGUGACGGGGCCGCCUCACAACAAAGGCACUGGGAAAAAAAACCGUCACGCGCAAUGAAUUCCGCCAGCUACUUCGGCUAAUCAAGUGCCUGGUGUGAAUUCCUUAGUGGAACAAGUUUAAUAGGCUAUUCAUUCACGUGGCACGGAAACCUCUAUGCUGGAGAGCAAGAAACGUAAUGGGAGAAGACAAACAAAGCAGUUACCAUUUUAAAUGAUGUGAGCUCUUUAUUUUUAUUGUUCCAGUCAGUGCGCCCCGUCCACUUACCACCUUAAUGUGGUUUUUUCGUGAUUGGACCAGGUCUUGCCAUAUUAGCGACCGUUAGCAACCACAGCGGCAACGGUAACGACGACGUGAAAAAAGCAAUAGGUUUGUUAAGCGGAACAACAAUUCUGCACGUGCAGCACACUUUUUGUUUGGGUUCGGUCUCUAAGAAUUCAAUUCCAGCGAAAGUUACUUGCAUUUGACAUUUUAUAAGGGUUGAAAUAAAAACUUUGAAAAAACGGGAAAACUUUUUCAAACUGACGUUUUCUCUGCCGUCUCCGUCGUUGUUGCUAAGGCUCCCUAUUACUUACGCAACCGCUUAUAAAUGCGCCCUAGAUCUCACUAGGGCGAACGCAUAAUAUUAAUGGGGAUAUUUUUAAGUAAAAAUUCAUUGUUAAUGAAUUUUUUUUUCCUUUAUGUAUAGCCCUCUGUUUGAGGAGGACGUCAGCGAUGUGUGGGAUUAUGAACACAGUGUGGAACAGUACACAGCUGAAGGUGGAACUGCUAAGGAUUCUGUUCAGAAACAGAUAAACAAGCUGCAAGAGUGGUUAAACUAUCACGGAGAAUAGACCCUAGGCACAAUGCUCAAUUUUUGUCUCUUGGAGAUUUUUAUUUUUCAAAAGUAGGUUUUCGCUUUGACUAAAAUGAUUUAUUUAUCACAAAGAGAAUUUUUUCUUGUAGUAAAUGGGAAA
Messenger RNA from Porites lobata, 17441 nucleotides. NCBI's taxonomy places the organism in Eukaryota, Metazoa, Cnidaria, Anthozoa, Scleractinia, Poritidae. The record is from the annotation of a GenBank genome assembly.